Molecule: messenger RNA, 677 nt
Organism: Osmia bicornis bicornis
Lineage: Eukaryota; Metazoa; Arthropoda; Insecta; Hymenoptera; Megachilidae
Product: ADP-ribosylation factor-like protein 3
Exons: 5
Coding region: 85-627 (180 amino acids)
Biological process (GO): cilium assembly
Cellular component (GO): cytoplasm; microtubule cytoskeleton
Molecular function (GO): GTPase activity; GTP binding
Source: RefSeq, a predicted model, not a curated record
AUUGGGUGGAGGAUAACCAAGCGGUAGACGUGGUUCGAGUCGACUAUUAUCCUGUUUUGGUUCCCGUUUUACAAAUAAUAAAAUAUGGGUCUCUUAUCAAUUUUGAGGAAAUUACGCUCAAAUCCAGACAAAGAAUUGCGUCUGUUACUAUUGGGCUUAGACAAUGCAGGAAAAACGACAAUAUUAAGAUCUUUAGCGAGCGAAGAUAUUACACAGGUAACGCCUACGCAAGGCUUCAACAUAAAAAGCGUGCAGAGCGAAGGCUUCAAAUUGAACGUGUGGGACAUAGGCGGUGCUCGAAAAAUUCGUCCCUACUGGCGAAACUAUUUUGAAAAUACAGAUGUUCUGAUAUACGUUGUGGACAGCGCGGACGUAAAGAGACUAGAGGAAACGGGUCAAGAGUUAUCGGAACUUUUGUUGGAGGAGAAGCUGCGAGGUGUUCCGUUGUUGGUAUAUGCGAACAAACAAGAUCUUGGCCAGGCUGUAACUGCGGCUGAAAUCGCAGAAGGACUCGGGUUGCAUAAUAUCAAGGAUCGCGAUUGGCAAAUACAAUCUUGUAUCGCGACUGAAGGAAAAGGCGUCAAGGAGGGCCUCGAAUGGGCAUGCAAAAACAUUAAGAGGAAAUAAUGGUGAAGCAAGAAAGAGGAGAAUGAUCAGCCUAUGAUGUGUCUUGUACA